AGACUAAUUCACAAAUCCGCAGGUCUUUCGGAAACGACAAAUAAAUUAAAAGAUCGAUGUUACGCGACUGUUCAGAUCGAUGCAUUAAUCGGCUGUGUUUUCUAUGUGGGUCACGGGCUGCUGCCCCGCCUACCCAUCCAUUGAUUCGCGCUCCGCUCGUGCCUAGCGAGCUCAUAGUGGCUGUGUCUGCAUCCAGAGGCAGCGUCGGGCCGGACUACUCGUGACGCUAACCUUCUUUACUCACCCAGACCCCAGAGAACAACGUGGGGAAAACAAAUGGGCAAAAAUCAGACGUUGAGCAUGUGCAGAGAACUUUAUGCGUCUUAAGACUUGAUCCGAGUAUAUGGUUCAGCUCCGAAACAUUCGUUCGCUUGUAAUGACAGGAAUCUAGUUACUUCAAUUUGUGGCCAGUGUGUGUAUAUAGAGAAGCCAUUUAAUCUAGGAAAGGGUAAUUACUUUGAAUCUGUAGAAUGUCGAAGGAUAUGAAUGGCUGUGAUGCAAGAAUUUAGAUAAAAGAUACAAGGAUGUACUAGCCUAACCAAUAUUUCCUCUUCACCUUUGAUCAGGUGUUAGGCUUUGGUCAGUUUAUCAAGUGAAGAACUUGGCAUGUCUUGGAAAAGUCCAGACUUUGUACCACUCAAAUUUGGGACCAGUUCAGGUUUCUGAUUUAUCCGUCGCGGCCCGGAAAUGCGGCUUAAUCUGAACGGACUUGCCCAAGGGCUUUACACAUGUUACAAGGAGAGAGGCUGAAGGAGAGGCGGAAACGCUUGGAUCACAACCAGCAAAUCGGAUCAAUCGACAGAAGAAAUGAUCAAUAGUUCAAUGUUUUGUUAGUUAACACAACCCGAGAAGCUCAAGGGAAGGAGCCUGGGAGGCGAGCCCGACCCACGGGAGUGCCGACUUUGCCAGAUGUUUUCACUAGACCCAGUUACUCGUGCUUUUCUAUGUAGGGCAUUUUUUCUUUUUUCUGUUUUUUUACUGUAACAGCGGCUGGCUUAUCGGCUGAAGGGGCAAACAGACUACUGAACAGUAAACCCUGACGUGUUGAAAGCGAAUUGUUCACCAGCAUAAACUGUGUGAUCACUGCGCGUUACCACUAGAAAAAUGAGAUAAGCUCCUGUACGGUAUAUAUGAUUAUAUUGUACUGUUGGAAGCUAGUUGACGGCUAUUUAUGCUGGCACACAAUGCAUUGAUACAAACGUAGGCAAACGAAUUAGUACUCGCAGUGAAGUGUCUUUUUGAGGAAAAAUCUGGCUACUUUUCAAUUUUAAUUGCAAAAUUUCUCAACAGAAUAUUUGAAACGAAUGCUAUGGCAGUCGUGUAAAUUCGUUAGCUUGGCUGAAUGCUCUUGAUGUACUGUAAGCCAAGGCUAUGCGUGAUCAGCCAUAUCUCGGGGGUGGGCUAAUGCCGGACAGCUGCUGCCCGUCGUGCGAAAACUCCCUACAAUUGCCAGGUGUCAAAGAGCAGUGCAAUCUUCAGAUAAGUGAAGCUAAAUGAACGGAAAUAUCCUGAUGGGCCCAAAAGAAGAUCUGCCGGAUAGCCUGGGAUAUCUGUCACUGGAGUCAAAUGACAUACAGCCUCUUAACUCACACCAAAAGUCCAAGGACUCCUUCAGCAUCGAUGACAGGGGAUACCCUCGAAACCGGCGGCGGGACACCAGUACCUGUCUCAAAUGUCUACGAGGGACGAUGUCAUGCUAUAACGUGAUACUCCUGAUCGUUGGCCUCGGUGGAUUGGGGGCAGGUGUAUGGUUGAUGCUGAAGGACUUUAAUGCCCGGGAAGUGACAGCACUAGUGGGCGUGAACAUGUUUGAAAUUGCCUCCUAUUUGUUAAUAGCAGGCGGUGGUGUAGUGUCAUUACUGGCUUUCUGCGGCUGUUGUGGAACUAUGAAGGAAGACAGAUGUGUACUAGGAUUUUAUGCUACAACGUUAACUCUCAUGCUGAUCAUGCUGUCGGGUUGUGCCAUCGCCUUCAUUUCAAAACAAUAUUUAGAAAACAAGCUUGAGCAAAGGUUUAUAGAUAAUUUAGUCACAAAAUAUGGUGUGGACAUUCGAACCAAAUCUGAAAAUAGGUUGAUCACAGACGCUUGGGACUCCGUGCAGAGAGAGCUGGAAUGUUGUGGAGUAAGUGGCAACGUGACAGGAACACUGUCCUGGUCAAUCUACAAAUUAGAGACCGAGUGGCACAGGCGGAAAGAAAAAAAAGUCCCUUACGUGCCUGAGAGCUGUUGUAAAAAGGACGCUGACAUAGGUCUCUGUACAGGAUCCAAGCCUUUCCCGGGCCCACCGGCUGUAGGUUCAGAUACUGUAGCAGGACGCAAGGUCAACCCUCACUUGUCCUCUGAUGGGUGCUAUGACAAAGUUGUGGAGAAGAUAGGAGAACACGCAUUAAUAAUCGGUCUCAUAUCUGCCGCUAUUCCUCUGUUUUUGAUAAUAGGUGUGGUCAUAUCCUGCUGUCUCUGCUUUAAGGUAGAGAAGGACCCGGAUGACGAUGAUGACGAUUCAUUGAGUAAUGUGUGAAUCACGUGUUAAUUGGACCAUCGUAAUAUAAAAAGACUACCGAAUUCAAUCAAUGGCGUCAGUGUGCUGAACUGUACUUACCGUACAGUACGAACAUUUUUGAAAGGAAAUUGCUGGAUAGCAAGAUUACUGUGGACUUCCUGACAUGUUUCUGUUGUGUCUUUUGACCAUCUUCCAACCAAAUUGUUUUCCAUUUGCGUGAACUGAAACCAUUGCUGUUGAUGGAGGCGAAUGUGCUCUAUAGGAGGACCAUCCGCAUACUGUAAGGAAGGAGAAUUUCUUCUUUCCUUAUUUUUGUGGAGAACAAUUAAUAGCAUGGGGCUCCAAAUAUUAUUGAACACACUGACGUCUCUUGCAAAGGUACGGUAGCACAAUGCAAAAGCCACCAAUGACAGGAUGUAGGUGCGUCAACCUGGUUAUUAUGUCUUUUCAUGAGAUUUGAGUUGCCAGCUCUGUAGGUGGUACAAAAUGCCACUUAAUACAGAUCUCAGGCUGCUUCCAUCUAAGGUUUAUACAUCGCUUGCAGCUUCGACAUAGCUUUUUAGACAGUGUCUAACUAUGCAAAUUGUGAACGGUUCCUGGUCAGACCGGGAGGAAUAACAUCGCCCUAAAUCACAUAUUGGUGAUACGUCGGCGCCAGAAGUAGCUUUAAUGCUUCAGAGUUUUUCCAUGUACAUUAUAAGAUCUGUUUAAGUUUUCUGUUAUUCAGUUUUAUUGUCAUAUUAUAUACCGAACUUAUUGUGAUGAUACGAGCGUGAGAGGUGUAAAGAUUGUCAAACCUUCCUUUCUGUGAAUUGCGACAUGCUAUCAUUUUAAGAAGAUUUCCUGGAAGAGAGAUUGCCAGGUGUUCUUUUCUGUGACAUGCGACCAGCUAUGACUUUUGGAGGAUUUCCUGGUGGAAGAGGCUGGCUCUAAGGACUCUCUCAGAUCUCAGCACCGUCCCUCGUUCUAGUCUCGACUGACGGGCCAGCAAUGAGCACCGCGACAAAGCAGUCCAAACCCAAGCCAAGCUGAUGAUAUCAUUCAGUGGCAGAUUCCAGCCAUUUCUGACUUAAUUUAAAUCUUCUUCACAGCGCUUUAUUUUUAGUCGUGGAAGUUGAAGUUUGGACACGUUUGUCCUAAGAUAAUAUUGAUGCGGUAGACACAAUUUUAAGUACUAAAGUCCAAAAAUGAGCUCGCAUUUCAAAGUUUGACAAAGCCAGUUUUGACUGGUCAAAAAUUUAAAAUAUGGUUUUAUAGCCCUCUAAAUUUAAAUUUUGACCACCUCAUCAGUGUUAUCUUAAGACAUGUGUGUCCAGAUUUCAACUUCCAUUACUGGAAAUUAAAUAUUGUGACAACGUUUUAAAUUUUGACUUAAGUCAGAUAUGUCUUUGUGGAAUCGACCCCUGAACCCGUAUUUAUCCAGAAACUUAAGCCUUAAGUCAUAAAUUCCAAGUCCUUUAAAAGCUAAACUCAGAUGAGGAAAGAACUCAAAUUGUGGUUUGUAUAUUGUUUUGCAGUAAAGAAUCUGUGUACAAAUUUUAAACUUUUUAGAGCAAAGCAUUUUAUUUGUGGCCUUGUUUGAAUUCUUGACUUCAGUCUUAAGACGUUUGAUAAAUACGGGCCAGGAGUCGUAAGGGACCAUGCUAUCUCUCCUGAUACCUAUAACGUGUUGGUGGUACGCUUCAUUAAGAAUUCAGUCGAGAUCCUCUCAUUGAUUGCCGUUAUUAUAUAGGAAGAAAAACUUUACCAAAGAUGUCUUGUUUCCCAGAUGUAUAUAAGAUGAGUGUUGGUACUUGUAUGCGUGUGGAUUGGAAGUUACCCGUAUGCGUCACCUCACUACCCAUCACGUUUACACUUUUAUACAUAGUAGAGUCAAUCUGAUCACAUUGUUUAUAGCGAUAUAAUAAUCUUAGGAAGAGGGCGUCUUGGAUAUUCAGAAUUUGCCUUUCUAGACGUUUUACGGAUAUGUCCACCAGAGUAAUUGACUUCAUAGCAUCGUCACAUGAUUUCAUUUCUGUACCAUUGAAAUUAAUUGUAUUUAAUUGGCUUGGCAUCUCAUGUCUGUGAGUCAUUUUGUGUUGUAUGUAUCUGUUCAUAUCUAACCAUUUCUUGUAAAUUAUCGUCCCGCAAACUGAGAUGAUCCAUAGAAUUCAUUCAUAUCGAAUAGUGAAAAAGUUUCCGGAGUGGAAUCGAGGGGCAUUCUGACUAUUACAGGUUUCUAUUUUGAUGUUUUGUUUUAUGUGUCAUAGUUUUUAGCCCUUCACGUGAUUCAGUUGAACAAAUGGUCGUUUGUAACCGUUUGCUUGCUAUAACAGAAAUCUGUGUCAGAGUAUACCUUACAGUUGAUGCAUAUACUAAGUCGUUGCAAUAUUGAUAAACACUGGUUCACAUUUUUGUGACCUCAGUGUUAUGUUUGUAUUUAGUGUCUUGCAUGGGUGAAAUGUUUGUACUUACUAUCGUGGCGUGCAGGUGUACCUAUCCUCUCCCAUUGUUGCCCACUUUGUUGUUAAUACGAUACCUGGGCAUCGUUUGAUUGAGCUACCUUUGUAUAAUCAUUGUGAACUAUUUCUGUAAUAUUGUGCUCGCCGUACAUCUCUCGCUGUCAGCGUCAGUGUAAAGGACUUAGGCCUGUUCUAUGUCUGUAUUUAACCAGCAUGACAGAAGAAUGACAGUUGAACAAGGACAAGUUAGACUUUCAGAUAUUCACCACUAUUUAAAUGUCUUCUUUCCGUAAUGAUUUGUAUUUUAACCAAUGAGAAGAAGUUUGCAUUAUAUUUUCCUAAAUAAAAAUUUUAAAUGACAUUAAAAAAAAAACAUA
Liolophura sinensis is the source of this 5319-nucleotide messenger RNA. RefSeq names its product tetraspanin-18-like. Gene Ontology annotation, cellular component: plasma membrane. Lineage: Eukaryota; Metazoa; Mollusca; Polyplacophora; Chitonida; Chitonidae. The record is from RefSeq and is a predicted model, not a curated record.